Apis cerana (Asiatic honeybee) is the source of this 4316-nucleotide messenger RNA. It is a transcript of the gene FLASH, whose product is annotated as FLICE-associated huge protein. Lineage: Eukaryota; Metazoa; Arthropoda; Insecta; Hymenoptera; Apidae. The record is from RefSeq and is a predicted model, not a curated record.
AUAAUCAAAUUUUAUUAGAAAAAAUAUAGUUGAACGUAAUAACGGUUAUUUUAUUGGUUCGAUUAUAUAUUUCAUUGGUUCGGUUCAUUUUCAUUUGUGUUUCAAAAUUAUUGUAAUUUUAAUAAAAUAUAAGUAUUUAUUAAAUUGAUAUUAGUUACUAUUUGCUAAUAUAUUUCAUGAUGGUCAAUAAAUAUAAAGAUGAUAUGUGUCCUUGAAAAUUAAUAAAAAGCAUGGAGGAUGACAUUGAUAUUUAUGAAGACUUACCAAAUUUUACGACAGAGUUCAAUGAAAACUUUGUGACAAAUAAUGAAGAAAAUAUUGUAGAAGAACGUCUAAAAUUAAAAAAACAAAUUACAGAACUAAAAACAAGAUUGGAAAAUUUUCAAAAGAUUAAUGAAAAUUUAGAAAUUAAUUUAUUUUCAUUAUUGAAAACUGCAAAAGCAGAAAUUGCACGAAAAGAUAAAAUGAUAGACCAGUUAAGAAAAAAAUUAGAUGAUACAACAUUCAAAAGAGACAAAUAUCCUAAAACUAAUGAUUGUAUCAUUCAUAAAUCUACUUUUCGAGAAACCAUUGUAAAUACGCAUCAUAAAUCAACUGAUAUUUAUUUUCCUCCGAUCGAAAAAGAUAUUGAAACAUUGGUAACAGGUUAUUCAUGUAAUCAAACCAAAAAUCAACACAAUAAAUCUGCCUUAAUUCCUAUCACUGUUUUUGGUGAGCGAUUAGUUAAAAGAAUGACAGAUGAACAGAAUUUAGAAAAAAAAGACAAGCAAUCAAAUAAAUUAAAUAAUAGUAAUAAUGAUAUACUACAUAAAAGUAACAAAAGCUAUAUAGUUAAAAAUAACAAAGAAAAUGGUUUUUUAAGUGAUACUAAUUCUUAUAUUACAAAAGAAACUGAAUCUUCAAUUGUUCAAGAUAAAAAAGUUGAACAUAGGAUAAAAUCUUCAACAACAUCAAGAAAUACGAUAAAAAAUACUGAUUUAAAUGAUAAAAAUGAUAGCUCUAGACUUUUACAAAAAACAAUACACAUGCGAAAAAGAAUAAAUGAAGAAAUAAACAAAGAUAUUCCUAUAAAACGAAUAAAAUCUACUAAAGAAAAAUAUUGUUUUGAAACAAUGAGAAAAAAUGGAAAAAAAGAAACAAAUAAUAUAGUUUCUGAAUCUAAGGAAAAAUCUACAUUUCCUCUAUAUAAUUUUGAAUCUUCCACUCAUUUUAAUGAAAAGCAACAUAAUGUAAAAAAUGUUACUGUAGGAUGUACUCAUAAUUCAAGAAUAGAAUUGAAAAAACAUGAAAAUUUGAUUGAUAAUAUAAAUAAAGAUAAUGAAAGAAAAAAUAAAAAAAGAAAUGAAAAAAAAAAUGCUAAUGAACAUUCUACAAGACAGCAUAUAAAAUCUACUCAAAAUUCAACAUUUACUUUAGAUGAGAAAAAUAUAGGUUAUCAUUGUAUUGAAGUUUUUGAAAAAGAUAAUUAUCGAUCUAGUCAUAGUGAACAUCAUCAUAGAGAUAGACAAAGAGGAUAUCAUCAUAUUGAUAACCAUCGAUCGCGUGUAAAAUCAACAGCAUAUAUAAAAUCGAGUCGAGUAAAUCGAGAAGAGAAAUUUAAUAAAAAUCAAUAUAAUAAUAUAAAAUAUCGAAGUAAAAAUAUUGAAAACAUAGAAAAUAUUGAAAAAUUUAUUUCUGAUUCUUCUUUAUCUUGUAAUAAAAUAUCUACAUCAAAUGCUAUUCAUGCAUUAAAUGAUUCACAAUCAAAUUCAACAGAAAAAAAAGAGAGUAUUAAUAUUUUAAAUGAUUUUCGUAAUUAUAAAGAAGAUUUAGAAACAUAUCAUUUAUCAGUCCCAAAUAUUAAUGAAAUUCUUUUGUUUGACAAAAAUCAAACAAAUAAAGAACUUUUAAUAUCUAAUGAAAAGUUACCAAAUACAUCUAUCUUACAUAUUUCUGAAAAUAAUUUUAUUAAAAAUAAAAAUAUUGAAACACAAAUAAAAAAAAUGAUACCUUCAAAAGAUAUAAAAAAUAUAUUGGAAGACAAUAAAGAUAUUGAGUUAAAUUUUAUUAAAUUAACGGAAAAUAAUUGUCUUUCUAAUAAUAUAAAACAACAGACAUUGAAUCAAAUGGAAAUGAUAGAUCAUUCAUUAAAAAAUACUGUAAAAGAUAAUAUUCUUCAAAAUUCUUGUACUCACUCUACCAUUCUUUUUAAAUCACCCAAAGAAAUAAUUGAAAUACAAACAGAAAAAAUAUCUUCAAAAGAUAUAAAAAAUUUAUUACAAAAUAAUAAAUCAAUUGAGUUAAAUUCUACAAAAUUGCAAGAUAAUUAUUUCUCUGAUAAUUCAAAGAAACAGACAUUAAAUCAGAAAACAAUAGAUUAUUCAUUGGAAAAUACUGUAAAAAACAAUAUUUUUCAAAAUUUUUGUUCUCAUUCUACUGUUGUUCUUAAACCAUCUAAAGAAGCAGAUGAGGAAAAAAAUAAUCAUAUUAGUAUAACUACUAUUAAUGGCAUUAAGAAUGAUAUUAGAAAUAAUCACAACAAUUAUUGCAAUGAUUAUAAUAAAUACAAAACUAAUCAAAACAAUCCUGAAAAUGUUAAAACGACAAUGAAAACAGAAUAUGAAAAUACAAUAGAUGUCAUAACAGAAGUAACACAAGAAAAAGAAUGUGUUAAAUAUAUAGCAAAAACGGAAGAAGUAGAGUUAAAAGAAUUUAGAAAACCAUUACAAAAAAUUGUAAACAAUAAUAAAAACACAAAACUUACAUCAAUGAAUAUUCAUGGGAAAAUAAUUGUGUUUGCACGACGCAAAAAACCUGUAUGUUUGGCAAACAGCAAUGCAAACAUGACUGUUCUCAUAAACAAUAAAUAUAAUAUAAAUGUCGAUUUGCCAAGUACAGAAAUUAAACAACAUAAACAAGCAAAUAUGACAUGACUAAUACAAAUUGAUUGAUUAUAAAAUGGACAGAAAUUAUAAUAAUAGAAUAAUAAUAAUAAUAAUAGUUAAUAAUAAUAAUAAUAAUAAUAAUAAUAAUAAUAAUAAAAAAUUAUGUCAAUAUAAUAUACUAAAUAAUAAUAAUAAUAAUACUACUACUACUGCUACUGCUACUGCUACUGCUACUGCUACUGCUACUGCUACUGCUACUGCUACUGCUACUGCUACUACUACAACUACUACUACUGCUACUAUUACUGCUAAUAAUAAUAAUAAUAAAUAUUGCAUUUGCAAAGCAUCAAUACGUAAAAUUUAUAUAAUGAUGCAACUUAAUGAUAUUAUAUUUCUAAUAUUAUUACAGAAAACUGUAUAUAAACUUUUAUAUGUAAUAAAAUAAUAUAAUAUAGAUAAAAUAACAUAAACAACAUAAUAUAUACAAUAAAUUUUUAGGUUGUUUUUAAAUGAAUAUUUUAUAUUUUCACUAUAUCUUACAAUGAAUCAAUAUUUUUGAACAGUGUUAUUAAAAAUAUAGCCAAAUAGUUCUACAGUUUUCAAUUUUUUUAAAUUUCUUAAUUUGCAUAUUAUAAAUUUAUUAAAUUUAUGGAAUUAAUUAUUUUUAAAACUGUAUCAUAUAAAAAAUUGAUUGAACAUUUUAUACUUUAUUAUUAUAUUUCAUUUAAUGGAAAAAUGCAAAUCAUUUAAUUAUUUUAAUUUAUCUCAUUAUAUUGUUCGUAUGUAACUAGAAACAGUAUAAAUAAUAAAUAUUGAAAAUUGCAUGAAAAAUGUUAGUUAAAAUUAUAGUAAAGCCGAUGAUUAUACGACGUAUCUUUAGAAAGCUCAUUAUAAUUACGUUAUAAGGGAAAAGCUAGUACAACGCAGUGGAACACGAUAUGACACGAUCCGACAUACAGAAUACUAAUAUUGUACAUGUUAUGCGCUGUCGCAGUCGAAAUAAGCCGAGUAAAACCGAAAGAGAAAGAAAAGAAGUAUGAGCAUUACUAUAUCGUGUACGAUAGUACCCAAUUAGUACUAAGUACGAUUUCAAUAAUUGUUCAAAACAUUUAAAAAAAUAUAUUUCUAAUAUAAAUAUCAUAUAAAUAUUUAUCAUAAAUAUGUAUAAUUAAGAAAUAAAAAAAAAAAGAAAAAAGAAAACAAAAAAGAUAGUUUAUUUGAGAUUGUACGAGUCGUACAUAACGAAUUCACGACUACGAGUCAUUCAUCUAGUCUAGUUUCCGAAUCGAUUUCUCUACGUUUAAUACGUUCGUGUUGUUAACAAUCUUCAACUGUCGAAUUAUGGGCUCAGUCGUUUUAAAAUCUCUCUCAGUUCUUCUUGGGAUAUUCUUCGUUUUCGUUGGUACUAUGAAAUUGACUUCUCAUAUUAGUAAGGAUCUGCACAAGGAUUUG